Molecule: messenger RNA, 11794 nt
Organism: Coregonus sp. 'balchen'
Lineage: Eukaryota; Metazoa; Chordata; Actinopteri; Salmoniformes; Salmonidae
Source: the annotation of a GenBank genome assembly
GACAUGUGUGUGGUGUGUGGGAGUUUUGGCCAGGGGGCAGAGGGCAGGUUGCUGGCCUGCUCUCAGUGUGGCCAGUGUUACCAUCCCUUCUGUGUCAACAUCAAGGUGAGAUAGAGACAGUUGUUUAGCAUCAUCUCUUGUUUUGUUGAUUAUUGUGUGUUAAAAAUAUAUUUUGUAUUUCAUAUUCAAAAGGAUUUAGAUAGAUAGAGUUCGGAAAGUAUUCAGACCCCUUGACUUUUUCCACAUUUUGCUACGUUAGUCUAUAUAAAUAAAUGUUUUCCUUAUUCUAAAAUUGAUUAAAUAAAUGUUUUCCCUCAUCAAUCUACACACAAUACCCCAUAAUGACAAAGCGAAAACAGGUUUGUAGAUUUUUUUUGCAAAUGUAUUAAAAAUGAAAAACAGAAAUACCUUAUUUCCAUAAGUAUUCAGACCCUUUGCUAUGAGACUCGAAAUUGAGCUUGGGUGCAUCCUGUUUCCAUUGAUCAUCCUUGAGAUGUUUCUACAACUUGAUUGGAGUCCACCUGUGGUAAAUACAAUUGAUUGGACAUGAUUUGGAAAGGCACACACCUGUCUAUAUAAGGUCCCACGGUUGACAGUGCAUGUCAGAGCAAAAACCGAGCCAUGAGGUCAAAGGACUUGUCUGUAGAGCUCUGAGACAGGAUUGUGUUGAGGCACAGAUCUGGGGAAGGGUACCAAAACAUCUCUGUGGAGAUGGGAGAACCUUCCAGAAGGACAACCAUCUCUGCAGCACUCCACCAAUCAGGCCUUUAUGGUAGAGUGGCCAGACGGAAGCCACUCCUCAGUAAAAGGCACAUGACAGCCCGCUUGGAGUUUGCCAAAAGACACGUGAAGGACUCUCAGACCAUGAGAGACAAUAUUCUCUGGUCUGAUGAAACCAAGAUUGAACUCUUUGGCCUGAAUGCCAAGCGUCAUGUCUGGAGGAAACCUGGCACCAUCCCUACGGUGAAGCAUGGUGGUGGCAGCAUCAUGCUGUGGGGAUGUUUUUCAGCGGCAGGGACUGGGAAACUAGUCAGGAUCGAGGGGAAGAUGAACAGAGCAAAGUACAGAGAGAUCCUUGAUGAAAACCUGCUCCAGAUCGCUCAGGACCUCCGACUGGGGCAAAGGUUCACCUUCCAACAGGACAACGACCCUAAGCACACAGCCAAGACAACGCAGGAGUGGCUUCGGGACAAGUCUCUGAAUGUCCUUGAGUGGCCCAGCCAGAGCCCGGCUUGAACCUGAUCGAACAUCUCUGAAGAGACCUGAAAAUAGCUUUGCAGCGACGCUCCCCAUCCAACCCGACAGAGCUUGAGAGGAUCUGCAGAGAAGAAUGGGAGAAACUCCCCAAAUACAGGUGUGCUAAGCUUGUAGCGUCAUAUCCAAGAAGACUCUAGGCUGUAAUCCCUGCCAAAGGUGCUUUUUUGUCCAUUUUAGAAUAAGGCUGUAACGUAACAAAAUGUGAAUAAAGUCAAGGGGUUUGAAUACUUUCCAAAUGCACUGUAGAUAGAUAGAUAUUUAAAUAGGUUUUGGGAUCAAAAGAGGUGAUUUAACAUCAAUACAUCACAUCAAUUGUUAAUUUCACCUUACAAAAAGGGUUGAGAAUUGAUUAAAAAUAAUUAAACAAAGAAGAAUCUCCCAUUGUGCACCCCUUCCACGUUUCAUUUGAAUGGUUCUUCUCCCUAUUAGUUGCGUUCGAACUUGGUCAUUAGCUUCUGCUACAGUAUUAAGAUCACCUUCGAUAAUGACCGUGUACCCUACGCAUAAAAGUUCCACCACAGACGUUCCGUUCCGUCUUUUGUUUUUGCAUUACCUGUAGAUGGUGAGGAGUGACGUCGUUUGACAGUUUGAGUAAUCGUGCUGGCUGUCUUAGAAGGGAACGGAGGCAGGGGGGGGCUUUCUUUCCCAUCUCUAAAAGAUCAUACCCAACCGACCAAUGACGUAUAAAAACACUGAAAAUGUCUCUGUAUGUCAGUGAAUAAUGUACAGUAUAGAAUGUCUGUCUGAAAGCCAUAUGGCCAUCAACUUAUUGUACCAGUGUUAGAUGCUAAGUGACUAAGAAUGGUUUCAAUAUGUAAGAAGAAAAACAUGGCAGACUCACUGAGUCAGCAAUGAGACAGUGACUGAUAGUUAUUUUUCGACCAAAGUUUUUAGUUUCGGUUACGUAAGCAUGUGGCUGUUCCUCUUCCAUUCCCAUGACACUUUUAGGUCCCAGGAAACUCCUCUGAGUGUCGUGCGUGUGCGUGCAUAGCUUAGUUGUAGUGUAGCUGCCAGGUGAUCCCAUACAGAUAGUAUUAGGCUCUGUGUCGACCUCCCAAAGCAGCUUUGAGCUGAGGUGUCAAAUAGAUACUGGGAUGAUUAAGAGGUUUCACUUUAAGCGCCUUGUGUGGAUUCUCUUGAUGGACUUAUGGCCAAGCCUUAUCGUCGCACCGCUACCCCCUCUGGCAGACAAACAACAUGAAAUGCUGUGCAUCCACUAGGACCUAAGCCAGUUUCCUUUGAUAUACAGUGCAUUCGGAAAGUAUUCAGACCCCUUGACUUUUUCCACAUUUUGCUAUGUUACAGCCUAUACACAAUACCCCAUAAUGACAAAGCGAAAACAGGUUUUUAGAAAUUUUUUGCAAAUGUAUAUAAAAAAAAAAGAAUACCUUAUUACAUAAGUAUUCAGACCCUUUGCUAUGAGACUCGAAAUUGAGCUCAGGUGCAUCCUGUUUCCAUUUAUCAUCCUUGAGAUGUUUCCAACUUCAUUGGAGUCCACCUGUGAUAAAUUCAAUUGAUUGGGCAUGAUUUGGAAAGGCACACACCUGUCUAUAUAAGGUCUCACGGUUGACAGUGCAUGUCAGAGCAAAAACCAAGCCAUGAGGUCGAAGGAAUUGUCCGUAUAAUUCAGAGACAGGAUUGUGUCGAGGCACAGAUCUGGGGAAGGGUACCAAAACAUUUCUGCAGCAUUGAAGGUCCCCAAGAAAGACAGUGGCCUCUAUCAUUCUUAAAUUGAAUACGUUUGGAACCACCAAGACUUCCUAGAGCUGGUCGCCCGGCCAAACUGAUCAAUCGGGGGAGAAGGGCCUUGGUCAUAGAGGUGACCAAGAACCCGAUGAUCACUCUGACAGAGUUCCAGAGUUCCUCAAAAAAUGAUGAGUACCUGGCACCAUCCCUACGGUGAAGCAUGGUGGUGGCAGUAUCAUGCUGUGGGGAUGUGUUUUUGCUUUGGCUUUUUAAAAACAUAAUCCAUUUUAGAAUAAAGCUGUACCGUCACAAAAUGUGGAAAAAGUCAAGGGGUCUGAAUACUUUCCGAAUGCACUGUAGGGUGUCGUUCCUGCAAAUAACACCUCAACCAGUCGCCACUCCAAGCCGCCUUGUCAUAGUUCAUUGUAGUUGGAACAAAGCCUUUUCAAUUAAAUCAAUAGUAUGUUAAGCAGUUUUUUUGCUGAUGUCUAUUUUGCCUCCUCAAUGUAUUCAGUAAAGUCACCCUGAAAUAUAUAGAUUGUACACCCCCCCCCCUUAUAAUCUCUCCCCCUAAAAAUAAAAGAUCUCACUCAGUAAUGGGAGCCUAUCAGACACACUUGUUUUCUUCAAAAUCACGCCUGCCUCUGCCAACCAAUCGCUCCUAGGCCAGCUAAUACACAGUGAUUAACCUGAUUGAUGUUAGCAGCACCGCAGCGCACCGGUGGAAGCUAAUGGACGGGAAUGAUGGAGAUGCAGUUAUUGACGGCCCACGCUAGCUAGCGAAAUGGCUAAUUGCCCUCGGCAGCCAAGCCACAUGCUCAGCAGCACUCAGUGUGACUGUGAAUUUCACUCACGGCUAUUCACAUUGGCUUCUUGGUUGUACUUUUUAUUUAUUGUUAUUUUACAAGGCUAGUAAAAGGACCAUUUACCUGUUAUUGACAACAUGUUGAGAAUAAGUAUUUUGUGUCAGCCGUUUCAGUCUACCGGUUCCAAUGGAAACGGUGGCUUACUGUAGAUAGUAAUUGGGUCAUGAUAUUGGUUAACUGUUUUCUGUGCAAUCUCUAAAUACCUGACCCAGAGUCCUUGACUAAAAAGCAAUUUUAAUGAAGAUAUCCAUUGACCAUGCUUUUAAGUCCAGGACUAGUCAAAAUCUGGGUGGCUAGGCUAUGCAAGUGAAAAUCGUUGGACCAACGUCAGCUUGUUAUGUGGUAUUCCAUGGUAUCUGUUGUUUGGCUUUCAGCACAUGAUGAGAGGAGGAGGAGUGGGGGAGGAGGGUCUUUCUCUAUUUUGAUUGAUCCUCCCUCCCCAUGGUUUAUUUAAGCAAUAAGGCCUGAGGGGGUGUGGUAUAUGGCCAAUAUACCACGGCUAAGGGCUGCUCUUUGCACUAUGCAACGCGGAGUGCCUGGAUACAGCCCCUUAGUCGUGGUAUAUUGGCCAUAUACCAUAAACCCCAGAGGUGCCUUAUUACUAAUUAGAACAGUAAAAAUACAUGUUUUUUCAUACCCGUGGUAUACCACGGCUUUCAGUCAAUCAGCAUUCAGGGCUCGAACCACCCAGUUUAUAAUGGCUAAUAAAUACCAGUGCUGACAAGUAGCUCAGUAAUGACCUUUAACUUCUCUGGAAGAUGUGCUGCUGAGAAUUCGAGUUUGGAUUAUUUCCCUGCAAUGUAAAUAUAUAACACAAAACUAUUAGUCAAUAUGUUCCAUUGAAAUUAACCUUAAAGGGGAUUCCUAUACCUGCUGUGCCCCUUUAACCCCUCCCUAACCUUUGCCCUUUGUGCCACCAGAUCUCCCGGGUGGUGCUGAGUAAAGGCUGGCGCUGUCUGGAGUGCACGGUGUGCGAGGCGUGCGGCCAGGCCAGCGACCCGGGCCGUCUGCUGCUGUGUGAUGACUGUGACAUCAGUUACCACACCUACUGCCUGGACCCUCCCCUGCAGACGGUGCCCAAGGGCAGCUGGAAGUGCAAGUGGUGUGUAUAAGCUGUGACGGCUGUCACUCACGGAGCACAGCCAAACAGAGCAUCAGAGCUUGUCUGGCUGCGCGAAUGAAGCGGUGAAAUGUUUUCAGAACAUGACUUGUUUUUAUUGUUGGUUUGUCACUCUUCUUUCCCUUAGUACCUCAUCUGUUGAUAUGGCUCCAUCUCUAUAAUGUACCUUCUCAUCCACGUUUCUGUAUGGUCCCUCCCCCUCACACUGAUCUGUAGCAGCGCUUUAUGGGAUUUCCCCCAUAUCAGGUGUAACGUCAGUCCCUAAUCCCCAGUCAAACAACGCUCUGUUGACACUGCAGCGAGACACAUUCAUUCAGGACUUUCCUUGGAGCCCCGCCAGUGACAUAUUUAUUUGUAGGGCAGCUCUUUUCAUGGUGGAUGAUCCAUACAAACACACACACACACUUCAGUAACUGGAGUCGGUUAUUUUAGUAUUUAUAGUAGGUGUGUGUGUCAGUUUACCCUCAGGUUUGUUUGGAUGAACAGUAUUUCUGUGUGUGUGAGAUACAUUAUCUUUGGACACGUCUGUGUUGGAAUGUAUGCUAGAUAUGCUGUGAGUCGCUGCGGUUGUGUGUGUGUAUUUCACCCUUGCUGAAUCUCACCCCCUCACGCCACCCUCUCUCCCCCUGCCAUAGGUGUGUCUCCUGUACCCAGUGUGGUGCCACCUCCCCUGGCCUGAGGUGUGACUGGCAGAACCAUUACACCCUGUGCGGCCCCUGUGGCAGCCUGGCAUCAUGCCCGAUGUGCACGCGUAGCUACCGCGAGGACGAGCUCAUCGUGCAGUGCCGCCAGUGUGACAGGUGGGCAGCGUUCUCUCUCCCUCUGUCAGGCCAGGUGCCAGCCGAGAAUGAUUGGGUGGCACUAGGGCCUGACAACACUGUAGACAUGGCAUGCUGGCAUCCAGCGUUCAGUUUGACGAAGACAACAGUCCAAAGAUUUACUACGGUUUAAUUUAGUAAUCGUAAGGCUUGAGGGGCCGGAACGUAUGGUUGCUGUGGCAACUGGGUUAAUGCAUGUCGGAAUCUGUGUGUGUGUGUGUGUGUGUGUGUGUGUGUGUAGGUAAGAGCUUGUUUAUGUGUCUUUGUACAUCUGUGGAUCUGUGUUUUUACACUUGUAUAUAUUCAUAUUGCGUGACUACUUACACAUUUAUAAAGUCCAGGCAUAAAGUGCGUCUGUAAAUGUAUCUGAUCUUCUCCUUCCCAUCUCAGGUGGAUCCACGCGUGUUGCCAGGGCCUGAACACGGAUGAGGAGGUGGAGAAUGCAGCAGAUGACGGCUUUGACUGCACCAUGUGUCGAAUGCACGCUCUGCCUUCACAGGGUAAGACUCCAGACCUAGCCCACACGCUAUGAAAGCUAUGUGUAUGAUAGUAAGGCCAAUACCUUACAAUAGGUAUGUGGUGAUGGCUAUAUAAAGUGUGUGUUAGUCUGCAUCAGAGAAACAGGAACCAAUUUGCUGGAAAGAUGCUGUAAAUAGACCCCUAUGCACAAUAGUUGAUGACUAGUUGUUAAGUGAUAAUGCCAGAGAAGCUGGUGUUUGGAGGAUGUAUUGACACGGGUGUUUUUGGCACGGGUGUUUUUAUACAACGGGUUACCAACAUAUUUAAAUAAUGAUUUACAUAUUUUCAUUAAAAACUUUAUUGUUAUUAAUUUAUUCAUACUAUUUCAUCCUUCCACAAGAUAUAGUCCCGACACAAAUCUAGGGUUGCUACCCAAUCCAGCUGGUCGUUCGUUCUAUCGGUUCGGUUGCCACAGAUGCGACCCUGUCAUUAAGUCUCGUUGUUCUGUAUUUAUGGACGCGACCCAGUCAUUCAUUCUAAAUGUUCAAUUGCCAUACUGGCUGGCAACGUUCUUAUCCCUUGCUUGCUAACGAGCCAACUAUGACUAACUUACAGUCACGUCAAACGGUGCAGCCAGAAUAUCUACAAAGUAGUGACAUUUAUUUGGAUACAUCCAUAACAAUGAGCUAAUGAUGCGCAAUUUCACCUGGCAUCGAAAAUGCGCUUUCUCGUCAGGACACUGUUGUUCAGAAGAGCUAGCCAACAGAGAGAAUGAUUUAUUUCAGCUUUUAUUUUUUUCAUCACAUUCCCAGUGGGUCAGAAAUUUACAUACACUCAAUUAGUAUUUGGUAGCAUUGCCUUUAAAUUGUUUAACUUGGGUCAAACGUUUCAGGUAGCCUUCCACAAGCUUCCCUGGGUGAAUUUUGGCCCAUUCCUCCUGACAGAGCUGGUGUAACGGAGUCAGGUUUGUAGGCCUCCUUGCUCGCACACGCUUUUUCAGUUCUGCCCACAAAUUUUCUAUAGGAUUGAGGUCAGGGCUUUGUGAUGGCCACUUCAAUACCUUGACUUUGUUGCCCUUAAGCCAUUUUGCCACAACUUUGGAAGUAUGCUUGGGGUCAUUGUCCAUUUGGAAGACCCAUUUGCGACCAAGCUUUAACUUCCUGACUGAUGUCUUGAGAUGUUGCUUCAAUAUAUCCACAUACUUUUCCUUCCUCAUGAUGCCAUCUAUUUUGUGCAGUGCACCAGUCCCUCCUGCAGCAAAGCACCCCCACAGCAUGAUGUUGCCACCCCCGUGCUUCACGGUUGGGAUGGUGUUCUUCGGCUUGCAAGCCACCCCCUUUUUCCUCCAAACAUAAUGAUGGUCAUUAUGGCCAAACAGUUCUAUUUUUGUUUCAUCAGACCAGAGGACAUUUCUCCAAAAAGUGCAAUGUUUGUCCCAUGUGCAGUUGCAAACCGUAGUCUGGCUUUUUUAUGGCGGUUUUGGAGGAGUGGCUUCUUCCUUGCUGAGCGGCCUUGCAGGUUAUGUCGAUAUAGGACUUGUUUUACUGUGGAUAUAGAUACUUUUGUACCUGUUUCCUCCAGCAUCUUCACAAGGUCCUUUGCUGUUGUUCUGGGAUUGAUUUGGUCCUCUGUAGCUCAGCUGGUAGAGCACGGCGCUUGUAACGCCAAGGUAGUGGGUUCGAACCCCGGGACCACCCAUACACAAAAAAAUGUAUGCACGCAUGACUGUAAGUCGCUUUGGAUAAAAGCGUCUGCUAAAUGGCAUAUUAUUAUUAUAUUAUUAUCUCUAGGAGACAGAACGCGUCUCCUUCCUGAGCGGUAUGGUCCCAUGGUGUUUAUACUUGCGUACUAUUGUUUGUACAGAUGAACGUGGUACCUUCAGGCGUUUGGAAAUUGCUCCCAAGGAUGAACCAGACUCGUAGAGGUCUACAAUUUUUCUUUUGAUUUCUUUUGAUUUUCCCAUGAUAUCUAGCAAAGAGGCACUGGGUUUGAAGGUAGGCCUUGAAAUACAUCCACAGGUACACCUCCAAUUGACUCAAAUGAUGUCAAUCAGCCUAUCUGAAGCUUCUAAAGCCAUUACAUCAUUUUCUGGAAUUUUCCAAGCUGUUUAAAGGCACAGUCAACUUAGUGUAUUUAAACUUCUGACCCACUGGAAUUGUGAUACAGUGAAUUAUAAGUGAAAUAAUCUGUCUGUAAACAAUUGUUGGAAAACUUACUUGUGUCAUGCACAAAGUAGAUGUCCUAACAGACAGUGGUUGAAAAACAAGUUUUAAUGACUCCAACCUAAGUGUAUGUAAACUUCCGACUUCAACUGUAUCCAUAAAAAUUAUGCUGAUUCAUCAUUUCGACUGGCUGAGAAAAGCUGCCUGCCUGCCUGCCUGCCUGUCUGCCUGUCUGCCUCAUCCCGACUCCUUACUAUGCGACAGCUGGAGAUCGAAUUUGAAUAUUGGAACAGUGUUGCAAAUGUCGGAGACACAGACAGCAAGGUUUAUACAAAUCUCCACUGUAGUCUAAAAGAAAUGCGAGAUAAUGUCUAUAUGCUUUUUAUAGUGGAGAUCAAGUUUAUAAAUUGCCUGGCUAGGCUGAUGAGACAGUGGAUUGUGCAGUCAGAUGGAACAGAGUACUGUAAAUAGGCAUUUUAACGCCGUAGAUUUAGCCAGUAUUUUAAAUGUACUGUAGUCUACAGUGUUCCCAAGCUCAUCUCAAUGAACCCAACCAGCUCCACUCAAUUAGCCUAAAGGCAUCCUCUAUUCUGUUAAUGGGACCAGCCUCAGCUAGUGGGCUGUUCAUUACAACAGCAGAUGGCUAGAAUAAAAAAUCAACCUGCAACCUGCUAUCCUGCAAUCUGAUAAUGAUUGAAAUUGGGAACAGAUUUUACCUCUGAGAAAAGCGAGAAGGAGUGAUGGAGUGAUGGAGAAAGGGAGGUAGGGAGAUAAAUGGACAUCCUUAUUUGAAUGAUGGAAUUAUUGAAGGAACUCAAUUAAAUGAUAAUUGAGUUACAUAUUUAAGUGUUUAUUCUUUACAUUUGGUGGCAGCGUUGGGAUCCAGUGCUCGCAGUUUGAUGCACUUAUUAAGGCAACAGUGUUCACUGCUGUUUUUGACUUCAAUGCACUGAAAUCGAAAGUCUGCAAAUCCUAUUCAUAACGACUCAUGACAUUUUGCAAAUUUGUAAUGUCAUCGUUUCAGGCAAAAUGAAGGCCCUCCUGUCUGAUGGCUGCGAGGCCCCGAUGGUGACCCAGAUUGUGACUAAAACGAGAGAACCAGGUAAUCAAGCUCUACAGAUCCAAAUAACCCUGAUAAUAGUCACGGUUUAUGAAGUGGUGUGAAUCAAAUGAAUCAUUACUUUCUGCAAAUGUUGUAGCUCGUUGACAGUGUUGGACUACUGUAAUAGCCAAAGUAUGAGGACACAAGUAUUUCACUAUUUGUUUUAAAAAAAUAUGGUAAGCACAUAUGCUUUUCGACGUGUACACGGUCGGCAGCAUUUAGUUCACAAUACUUAAAAUACUUCAUGGUUAGUGUACUCGAAGUCCUCGAGCUACAUUGCUGCUUGUUUUUCUGCGAUUGUCUAAUGUUGUUGAAACCCUUAAAUCGCCCUUUAGCCAUUCAGAAGACAUACACCCAGGACGGGGUGUGUCUGACAGAGUCAGGCCUGUGCCAGCUGCAGAGCCUGGCGGUGCCCUCUACGUCGACCCGCCGAGGACAGAACAGGCGGCCCAAGCCCAAGCUCAAGCUGAAGAUCAUCAACCAGAACAGCGUGGCUGUGCUCCAGACUCCAUCGGACUCCCACUACUCAGAGCUGUCCCGGGACGGGUACAUGGACAACAACCGAGGUAAAGACUUCUAGGGUUUCACGAAUGGUUGGCUGCGGGUGCCCCACCUUGAGGGGUCCGGGGGCUCCAACCCGGCAACAAAAUGACAAGAGAAGAAAAAAAGAAAGAGGUUUGCUCAAAUAACCCCCCCCCCCCCCCCGAGAAGUCUAAAACAUCAAGUUUUGUUUUCAUUGAAAAUGUAGAUUAAUAUGUUUGAACUGGGAUGAGAAGAUGCAGAUAUUGGAGCUCAAUGGCCAUUCACAUUGGCCAGCACUGGAAUAUCUGGGCUAUUUUCUGAGGAUAGAGUUUUCAGUUAGAUUUUCUUGGUAUGACAAGGUAUUCCUCAUUGCUUUUUAAUCAGAAUGGUCAAAAGAAAGUGCGGAUGUUUGCCAAGAAGCAACGUUUCAAUCAUCUCAAUGUAGAUGCACAGAAAAUUUAAAAAUUUAAAAAUCAUCCCUGCCUAUUUGGGAAAAGCGAAGCAAAGGAUGGAGAGCAGCAGGCAUGUAAUGAAUUUGACUAAGAGAGAAGAAAGUAUUUGAAAACAGCAGUCAGCAAAUCAUACCUGAAUUGGCAUUUUGGUGAUGAGAGGAGGCCGGCCGGGGCUAACUGAAUUAAUCCGCAGCUCAUCCGUCAGAACUCUGCUCUCAGAGUGCAAGCAAGGGCUAAUGAUGAGGAAUUAACCCUUUCCUGCUCACUCUAUAUGUGGACAUCUAGAUUUAGCCCAUUCCGAGAGGGAUGGCUGCUGUACACAUCACGUAAAGCUACGUUAUAAUGUAGCUAUGACUGCACAUGAGUUUAUACAUUUACAUUUAUGUCAUUUAGCAGACGCUCUUAUCCAGAGCGACUUACAGUUAGUGCAAACAUUAUUCUUUUUAUUUUUAUUUUCAUACUGGCCCCCCGUGGGAAUCUCGGGGGGGCCAGUAUGAAGAGCUGCUAGAUAGAUUAGAUUCAUCUUGGCGUGAAGAAGUCUAUUUUAGCCUUUACAGUAGUGAACUAGGGUUGUGAUCAGGUACUAGGGACUAUUUUAGGAUGUCUGUAGGUGUUAUAGCCAACCACCAUAAGUGCAGUACAUGAACCUCAUUGCAUGAAGAAAAAUUAGAGAAAUAACAACCAAAAAGUCAGCCUUAGACUAAUCAUGCGUAUAUACAGUAUGUACAUUUGUGCAAGACCCAAAUGUAAAGGAUAUAUACAUCAAUCAUUGAACAAAUCCUGGAGAUGCCACUCAUUUGCAUAUAUAAUCUGAGAAAUACUAAAGUGUUAAAAAGGGUUAUCGCUAAGGGUUAUUGCUAAGGGUUAUCUCGAAAAUGGUUUAAGUGGUUUGUUUGGUAAUUCCGCCACUUAAUGUACGCCUCAUCCAGAGGUCUUACUCAGACACCAGGCAUAUGAAGAUGGCAGACCUUCCAUCAAAGAUACAUUGAGGGUUUUGUGGGUCACCAGAAUUAUGUGCAGGGUCAGGGCAUGUUCAUUAAGCACCAAAUGCGUACAAUAGAGAGGGAUUACCGAGACUUCAAUUGCAAAAAGUGUUUUCGAUUGCGUGUCCUAAUGAACAAGACCUCGGUCUGUAGUCCUGGGUUUGGUGAAAUGGUUCUGGUUUGGUCCUGGAUUUGGUUCUGGAUUUGGUCCUGGAUUUGGUUGUGUUCCGUUCCAGAAGGGGACCUCAUGAUGGACUGUGACGUUAAGUCGGAGUCCAGCCCGGAACGGGAGCCUGUCUACGACAACGCCAAGGGGGCCGACGACGCCGACGGCAACAAGAAGAGGAAGAGGAAACCGUACCGGCCC